AGGGGGAAAGCUCGAGGGUUUAUAUACCCGAGAUGAUGAGUGAAACACCAAACAAGAUAAGCGGAGAGCCGCAUACAAUAGUGGACCAAGGCGGUCAAGUCUGGAUGAAACCAGGGGCUGCGUAUCAGCCCGAGCCAAAAAGGGGAAAGAAGGAAACGUGAGGGUCCAAGGUGUAUCGCCGUGGCCCUAAGUAGGCGGUGUCGUCGUGGCGCCGGCUACACAUGACCUAUGACCUGAAGGUUUUGAAGCUUCUAGGCUUCAACAUGGUUAGAAAACAUGUCAAGAUCGAGCCGGAUCUCUUCUAUUAUGCCUGCGACAAAAUGGGCUUGAUGGUAUGGCAAGACAUGCCCUCGAUGAACCCAGAUUCGCCAGAUCCAACGCCCAAUCAGCAAACCGAAUUUGCCCGGCAAAUGAAGUUGAUGGUCACGACACAUUUAAAUUUCCCAUCAAUAGUCACUUGGGUCCUCUAUAAUCAAGGAUGGGGACAACUCAACAGGACUGAAUUCGGAUUGACAUCGAUGGUGAAAACCGUGGAUCCCACUCGGCCAGUCAUCUCCGUUUCAGGUUUUAACGACUUUGGCGCCGGCGACUUUCACAAUAACCACCAUUACCCAAAUCCACAGUGUGGAGCCCCCUUUUAUUCUCUGCCAUCAACACCCCAUGAUCCAACGAGAAUUGCUGUCCAGGGAGAAUUCGGCGGAAUCGGACACAUCCCACCCCGUGAAAAUCUUUGGAACGUACCAAGUCAGCUCGACACUCUGAAUCAAACCAACGAGAUUACGUCCAAUCUCGAAAUCUGGAACUACAGAGCUACCCGCUUCAUACAGGACCUGAGGGAUCAAGCCCUAUUUUUUAGCUGUAGCGGAGGCGUAUACACUCAAACCACUGACGUUGAGGGAGAAGCUAACAGACUACUCACUUACGAUCGCAGGAUUCUCCGACCCAAUAUUCAAAGAUGGCAAAGACUAAUCUCAGAAAUAUAUGCUGCCCCGCAUCAAGCCGCUGCUGCCUAUGGGGCGUCCAAAGCCAAGCCGGUCGAGUUCUCAGUCACCCUUGCAAACCAAUGAAGCAGAGGUGCUGCAAGUUGACCUCUCUUCUUCUUAUUCAUCCCACCGGACUUUCUCUGAUUAGCUUUCUCAUCUCUAAGCCUUUCUCUUUUUUUCACAACUUGCUUCUUUCCAAUUUAUUUUUUCCUCUAUCGCAAUUCUUCCUCAUUUUUGUUUCUCCUUGAACAUUCUUCUUGCUCCACUAUUCCUUUUCCUUCAUGCUUGUAUUUUUCUGUUCUAUUACCUGAUGCACAGUUAAACCAAUUGUAUCAAGUAUACCUAUGGUUGGCUGGUCCAAGCAAUUAACACCCAUCACUUCU
This is a messenger RNA of Puccinia graminis f. sp. tritici CRL 75-36-700-3, 1366 nucleotides long. RefSeq lists its product as uncharacterized. The coding region runs from base 222 to 1067 and encodes 281 amino acids. The transcript has 7 exons. Gene Ontology annotation, biological process: carbohydrate metabolic process. Gene Ontology annotation, molecular function: hydrolase activity, hydrolyzing O-glycosyl compounds. The record is from RefSeq and is a predicted model, not a curated record. Lineage: Eukaryota; Fungi; Basidiomycota; Pucciniomycetes; Pucciniales; Pucciniaceae.